Molecule: messenger RNA, 216 nt
Organism: Symbiodinium necroappetens
Lineage: Eukaryota; Dinophyceae; Suessiales; Symbiodiniaceae
Source: the annotation of a GenBank genome assembly
GGGCUCCGCGAGCGGGAUGCCUGCAGCUGGACGCCGCUUCAUGCUGCCAGCGCCGAGGGCCAGAAGCCGGUCGUGGAGUGGCUCCUAGAGCAAGGAGCCGACCUGCGUGCUGUGGACGAAGAUGGCCGGACAGCGCGCGAAUGGGCAGAGCUACGGCAGCAGGGUGCAACCGAAUCCGUGUUGCGCAGAGCUGAAACGGCUUUGACAACAACAUAG